AUGCAUCGCACAACCCCAGUCGACACUUGGUCGUCCAAUUCCAGGUCUUUCGCGAGUGGCAAGUUGCGCUUGCUUCACCGUGCGAUCCUCGCGCUUCAGAGACCAGAUGGCCACAUUCAACUGGAAUUCCCUGCAGAAGAUGCCAUCGACCUGCAAACGCUACGAGUAAACACUCCUGAAGUGCAAAGCGGAUCAUCCGAUUCCCCAAGUCGUGAACAAGACGCAGUCUAUAAGAAGCCAGCAGCCAAAUGCGUCGAUACCCGCUUGGUCUCAGUUCCACCUUUGAUGAAUAUCUGUAUCCUCAUUGUGGGCACACGAGGUGACGUUCAACCGUUCUUGGCCAUUGCACAACGACUUCAAAGAGAUGGCCAUCGAGUACGUUUAGCCACCCACGCAGUAUACAGAGAAUUCGUAAUGACCCACGGCGUUGAGUUCUACCCAUUGGGAGGAGACCCAAAAGAACUAGCUGCUUACAUGGUCAAGACCGGUGGCCACCUCAUUCCAACCAAAAUCGAGACGCUUACGACAGACGUACCAAGAAACAGAGAGAUGAUCAACGAAAUUGUACUCUCCACGUGGCCGGCUGUAUCCGAUGCAGACCCUGACGGUGGGGGGCCAGGUGUUCCAGGCCCACCAUUUCGAGCCCAGGCUAUCAUUGCAAAUCCAGUUUCGUAUGGACAUAUUCACGUCGCUGAACGUCUCAGUGUACCGCUCCACAUCAUGUUCCCACAACCUUGGGCUCCUACGAUGGCGUUCCCACAUCCGCUGUCGAAUUUAGCGUACACUGGAAAUUGGCGAAAGAGGAAUUUUCUCUCCUACAAACUCGUGGAUCUCAUCAUGUGGCAUGGAACCGAGGGAAUGAUCAACGAAUUCCGAACGGAAGUUCUGAAGCUGCGUCCAAUCCGCAAUGGUGAUCUUGGCUCCGAGUUGCUACUGGACCUGAAUAUCCCCCACGCUUUCAUGUGGAGUCCUAAGCUCGUACCGAAACCUGGAGACUGGGGUGGCCUGAACGAUGUAAUUGGUACUGUUACGCUGAAAGAAGCCGCAUGCGUCUAUUCUCCAUUUCCAGAGCUUGAAGCAUUCUUACGAGAUGACGGAGGUCCAAUUUUUGUCGGCUUUGGCUCCAUGAUUCUAGCGAAUCCUCUGGCAACCACGAAAAUGAUCAUUGAAGCUGCUAAACAAGCCAACGUUCGUGUCCUGAUCCAGUCGAGCUGGAGUGAUAUGGCUGGUGAUAUUGAGAUCCCAAGCAACGUCUUCUUUGUUGGAAAUUGUCCUCACGACUGGCUCAUGCCCAGAGUAUCUGCUGUAGUUCAUCAUGGCGGUGCCGCAAACCCGGAGCUGCGUGAACGAGCUGAAGUGAUGCAGCGUAUGAUGCAGCAGGAAGAUGGUGCUGAAGAGGCUGUGCGCAGUUUCUACCGCCAUCUCCCGACCCAGGAUAUGUGGUGUGACUUGGAUCAUCAGCGUAUUGCUUCACAGUGGAGUGUUCAUGACCGGAUCAAGCUUUGCGAUCGCUGUGCAUUUGUUGUGAGAGAGCGUCAAGGCAAAAAACAUCGAAGGUUUCUGCGAUACAACGCUGUCGACUACUCUGCUCGAGGGCCAAGCUCGUUGUUGACAGGAGUAGCCACUGAGGUCAUCGUCUUCGCACACGAACUGACCGGGGCGUUUAUUGGUGUCUUGGUACAACCAGCAAAAGGAUUGAUCAAAGGAGGAGUCAUUGGCGGAAUCAAAGGAACCGUGGCUGGAGUCUACUAUUUGCUGCACACCGUUAAACGCCGCUAUCGCGUUCGCUACGAGGCUUUAUUAAAAGCAGAAAGGGUCCAACGACGUACGCAACAGAAGGAAGGUGUGCUAUUUACCGCUCGUGCGGAGUCCCAGUGUCAGUACAACCAACCAUUGCAAGAACUGCCUAGCAAUGACAUUGCGCUUCUCGAUGUGGACUCAAUAACUAGCGCUGCUAAAUACGGGGGUACGGACACCAGCAAAGCCUCAAACAUUGAACUGCAAACUGCAAAGCUUACUUCGAGGGGUGCUGUGGAGAUAUCGUUGGACUUGUGGGGCGAAUCGGCCGACGUAGUCGGACCGUCGAUCGUUGCUGAAUGGGAAGCGUAUUCAAGUUCAAAGAAGACGCCGGAAACAGGGCAAGGAGUGCCACUCAUGAAUAUCUGUCUCGCUGCUAUCGGUACCUGGAAUAAUGGAGUGAAGCAGUUUGUAGCUAUCGGGAUCAAACUUAAGGACCAGGGACAUCGUGUUCGGGUUGCAUCCAAUGAACGGUUUCGCUCCGAGAUCAUGUUACGCGGUUUGGAGUUUUAUCCACUCGCUGGAGCACCCGAGAGUGUUCAAGAUUUUGCCAAGUUUGUGCACGAAAGCCAAAACGCAGCGCGGGCGGCAACUUCUGGUCGUCUCGGUACAGGCGCCAUUCAAGCCUUCAAGGAGCUUAUUUACUCGCUGUGGCCGGCAGCCUACGGAUCCGAUCCUCAAGGUGGUGGUGCUAACAUCCCUGGGCGUCAUUUUCGAGCCGAUUCACUCUUGUGGCAUCCACUGCUUCUUGGUCACGUUCACGUAGCAGAACGACUUGGGAUUCCACUCCAAUGUGCGAGCUUGGAUCCUCUUUCACCGACAUAUUGUUUCCCUCACCCUCUGAGCUCCAUCAACGGCAUUGAACCGACAAUCAGGACCUUGUGUCAGAGUAACUUGAUGACGUAUGGGGUGGUUGAUACCACUCUAUGGCACGGGGGCGUCCAAGAAGUCUUGACCCAGUUUCGCGCCUUCAUCGGGCUCAACAAACGAUGCGAUCUUCCUGAUCCGCUGGUUCGAUGGGAGAUUCCUCACAUUUAUCUCUGGAAUCCUGCUUUGCUGCCGAAGCCUCUGGACUGGGGAGCUGAGCUGUCAGUUGUGGGUCAUGUGACGCUCGGACCUACGGACGGUCUUAGCCGAAAACGAGGAAAGAAGCGCGAAAAAGAGGACAAGCGAUUCAUGUGGCCUGACGAACUUGCUAAAUUCGCAUUCCAGACGUCAACCCUGCCAAUCAUCUACUUUGGAGUCUCUACGCGGCUGAUGACAACCGACGAUCUGGACGAGUUACUGCGGAAGAUUGACGCUGCAGCCACUACCCCAGCUUCCUAA
Molecule: messenger RNA, 3123 nt
Organism: Phytophthora infestans T30-4
Lineage: Eukaryota; Oomycota; Peronosporomycetes; Peronosporales; Peronosporaceae
Product: sterol 3-beta-glucosyltransferase, putative
Exons: 3
Coding region: 1-3123 (1040 amino acids)
Biological process (GO): carbohydrate metabolic process
Molecular function (GO): UDP-glycosyltransferase activity; hexosyltransferase activity
Source: RefSeq, a predicted model, not a curated record